Molecule: messenger RNA, 2637 nt
Organism: Carya illinoinensis
Lineage: Eukaryota; Viridiplantae; Streptophyta; Magnoliopsida; Fagales; Juglandaceae
Product: protein FAR1-RELATED SEQUENCE 5-like
Exons: 7
Coding region: 1-2637 (878 amino acids)
Molecular function (GO): zinc ion binding
Source: RefSeq, a predicted model, not a curated record
AUGGAAAACGAGAAUGAACAGCCAACUCCGCAUACAUUAUCUAGCUCAAAUCCCCCAUCCGAGGCCAUACCAUCAACUAGUCAAAACAUUCCAAAUUACAUGCCUGGUUACUUUGGACCAGUGCCUACGUGGUCACCAACUUUUCUACCAUAUCCGGGUGGUAAUCAAUAUCCAAUCAACAUACAGAAUGCUGGUUAUUCAUUUCAACAUAUCAUGGAACAUCCAACUCCUAUCAGCACAAGCUCUGGCACGAGCAAAGCAAAUGUCCAAGUGGUUGAUGAUGAUUCGAUUGAGGAGCCAAAAACGGAAAUGGAGUUUAAUUCCUUUGAAGAGCUAUUAAGUUAUUAUAAGGAAUAUGGUAAAAAAUGCGGCUUUGGUGUGAUGACAAAACGGACUGAGAGGGAAGAAGAUAAUUCUGUUAGAUACGUCACUCUUUCGUGUGCCCGUGGUGGGAAGGCCCGGAAUAGGACGUUGAAUAUUGCUAAACCACGUCCGACAGGAAAGACGGAAUGUAAGGCAAAGAUUAAUGCCUUAAGGCAAGAUAGAGUGCUUCGGUUGACGACAGUACAUAAUAUCCAUAACCAUGGCCUCAGUCCAAAGAAAUCCCGCUUCUUUCGGUGUAAUAGAAAAGUAAGUGAUGCCGUAAAAAGGGUCCUAGAUACAAAUGAUCAGGCUGGCAUCCGAGCGAAUAAGAGUUACGGAUCUCUCGUUGUUGGCGCGGGUGGAUUCGAGAAUCUCCCAUUUUUGGAAAAGGAUUGUCGUAAUUAUAUAGACAAGGCAAGACAUCUACGACUUGGCGCCGGUGGUGCUGGAGCGCUCCGACAGUAUUUUUUGCGGAUGCAAUACAAAAAUCCUGGGUUCUUUUAUAUGAUGGAUAUAGAUGAUGACGGGAGGUUAAAGAACGUCUUUUGGGCAGAUCCCCGUAGUAGAGCAGCAUACCAAUAUUUUGGUGAUGUGGUCACAUUUGACACCACAUACCUAACGAAUCGAUAUGGGAUGCCUUUUGCACCAUUCGUUGGUGUAAACCACCAUGGACAAUCAAUUUUGUUGGGAGCAGGGUUGAUUUCUAGCGAGGAUACCGAGACUUUUGCGUGGUUAUUCGAGACAUGGUUGCAAUGCAUGGAUGGUAACGCUCCGAAGGCUAUUAUCACUGAUCAGGAUAGAGCGAUGAAAAAUGCAAUCGCAAUUGUCUUUCCAAAUACCCGGCAUCGUUUUUGUCUUUGGCAUAUACUAAAGAAAGUUCCAGAAAAGCUUGGUUCAUAUGGUUCGUACAAAACGGGAAUGAAAAAUGCAUUGAUGAAAUGUGUAUAUGACAGCCAACAGCCAGAUGAGUUUGAAAAAUGUUGGAAUGAGUUGCUUACCACUUACAACUUGCAUGAGAAUGCGUGGUUGCAUAGCCUAUACGUUGAGCGUCAACAUUGGGUGCCGGCUCUUUUGAAGGCAUGUUUCUGGGCUGGAAUGAGUACCACGCAGCGAAGCGAGAGUAUGAAUGCAUUCUUUGACGGUUAUGUACAUUCUAGGACAAACUUAAAGGAGUUUGUUGACCAAUUUGAUAACGCGUUGAAGAAAAAAAUUGAGAAUGAAAAUCUCGCGGACUUUCAGUCAUUUAAUGUCACUAUCCCCUGCAUAUCUAGAUCUCCGAUUGAAAAGAGGUUCCAAGAGUUGUACACGAUUGCUAAGUUCAAAGAAGUUCAGCAGCAAGUCAACGGUAUCAUUGACUUGAAUCCGAAGUUACAUAAUUUUGUUGGUGCCGUAAAGACAUAUAUGGUUGACGAUGAAGUUUGUUUGGAAGAUUUCACUAAGUUGGUUAAAUAUUUUGUGGACUUUAGUGAGAUUGAUGCAGUUGCAACGUGCUCUUGUGGAUUAUUUGAGAUGAGGGAGAUAUUGUGUCGGCACAUUUUGGCCGUGUUCAGGUGCAACGAUAUUAAAUAUUUGCCGGAAAUGUACAUUUUAGAUCGAUGGAGAAAGGAUAUUAAAAGGCGAUACACUUUACUUAAAAGUAGCUAUGACGAAGGGGAACGACGGCCAGAUUCUAAUAGAUAUUCAAGUCUGUUAAGUAUCUGUUAUCAGAUGAUUACCCAUGCAGCAGGUUUGAGUAAGCAUACUGAGGAUGCGAGAGCUAAGUUACUCGUAAUGAUUGAGCUUUAUCGUGCGAAUGAAGAACCCCCAUCGAUGACUCAAGUUGGUUCCAAUGUUGAUAGUACGGCAAAUGCCACUACGGUCGGUGGUGCUGGGGAAGUACACAGUCCACGUGUGGUUAAAGGAAAAGGCAGACCUCCAUCUCUAAGAAGAGCAUCCAGGAUGGAGAUAGAAAUGCGGAAAGCCAAAGCAAAGACAAAGAAAGCACCAGCAAAAGGGAAGCGUAAAGAGCGAGGAGGAGGAGACACCCAAGUCACGGAAAGAGAAGAUACGCCAGCUGUGGAAGUAUGUCGGAAUUUGUUUGGCCCAUCUCUGAUGGAUGUGUCUAACAAGCAGCCAAUUGGAGAAAGCGAAAGCGGUGCAAAUGUCAUUAUUGGAACUCAGCCUCAAAAAAUAAUGAUGCAGAGUCAGGAAAGCGUGUUGUGCCUUUGUGAGGUGCUGGAAUUCAUGUUUUACGUUAGUGUGAAAUUACGCUUAUCAGGUGUUGUGCCAAAGUAG